CGGGCGUGGGCGCCGGGCUCACGUGACGAGGCCCGGAAGCGACUGCCGGGGCAGCAAAGGAGGAUGGCGAGGGGCUGGUACUGAAGCCGGGAAAGGUGGGCUGUGCUGAAGCCAGAGCCGGAGCCUGGGGGGGCCGGAACCCGAGCCGUGAGUUCCUCCACUGACGCGCUCCGGCUGGCGGCGCUCGCCGCCCGGGGCAGGACCCACCUCGCCUUCCUCCGGCGUUGCAGAUGCUCCAGGUCAGGCACCCCACGCGCCCGGGCUGCGGGUCCGCGACUCCUCGGCGUCCCCGGGCCGCAGCUGCGCUGCCAUGUCCACUCAGAGACUUCGGAAUGAAGACUACCAUGACUACAGCUCCACUGAUGUGAGCCCUGAGGAGAGCCCGUCCGAAGGCCUCAGUCGCCUCUCCUCCCCGGGCUCCUACCAGCGCUUUGGUCAAAGCAACAGCACAACAUGGUUCCAGACCUUGAUCCACCUGUUAAAAGGCAACAUUGGCACAGGACUCCUGGGGCUACCUCUGGCAGUGAAAAAUGCAGGCAUUGUGAUGGGUCCCGUCAGCCUGCUGGUCAUAGGCAUCAUAGCUGUGCACUGCAUGGGUAUCCUGGUGAAAUGUGCUCACCACUUCUGCCGCAGGCUGAAUAAAUCCUUUGUGGAUUAUGGGGAAACUGUGACGUAUGGAUUGGAAUCCAGUCCGUGCUCCUGGCUCCAGAACCACGCACACUGGGGAAGACAUGUUGUGGACUUCUUCCUGAUUGUCACUCAGCUGGGAUUUUGCUGUGUCUAUUUUGUGUUUCUGGCUGAGAACUUUAAACAGGUAGGCACUUGUCUGGUACUGGAGACUGUUGUUUGGUGGAGGAUUUUAUUCAGAGUUCAAAUCUCUAAUUUCUGUAUAAUAGUUUGCUUUGUUUUGCUUUCUCUGUUUCAGAGGAUCCCAGACCCCAGCAACCUCCCCUUAGUGGCCCCCUGGAAGACUUACCCUCUCUUCUUUGGCACAGCGAUUUUUGCAUUCGAAGGCAUUGGAAUGGUUCUGCCCCUGGAAAACAAAAUGAAGGAUCCUCAAAAGUUCCCACUCAUCCUAUACCUGGGCAUGGCCAUCGUCACCAUCCUCUACAUCAGCCUGGGGUGUCUGGGGUACCUGCGAUUUGGAGCUAAUAUCCAAGGCAGCGUAACCCUCAACCUGCCCAACUGCUGGUUGUACCAGUCGGUUAAGCUGCUGUACUCCAUUGGGAUCUUUUUCACCUACGCUCUCCAGUUCUAUGUCCCGGCCGAGAUCAUCAUCCCCGUGUUUGUGUCCCGAGCUCCAGAGCACUGCGAGUUAGCGGUGGACCUGUUUGUGCGCACAGUGCUGGUCUGCCUGACAUGCAUCUUGGCCAUCCUCAUCCCCCGCCUGGACCUGGUUAUCUCCCUGGUGGGCUCCGUGAGCAGCAGCGCCCUGGCCCUCAUCAUCCCACCCCUCCUGGAGGUCACCACCUUCUACUCAGAGGGCAUGAGCCCCCUCACCAUCUUCAAGGACGCCCUGAUCAGCAUCCUGGGCUUCGUGGGCUUUGUGGUGGGGACCUACGAGGCUCUCUAUGAGCUGAUCCAGCCAAGUAAUGCUCCCAUCUUCAUCAAUUCCACCCAUGCCUUCAUAUAGGGAUCUUGGUUCGUCUCUGCAGCUGCCUACCCGUGCCCUGUGUGUCCCCCGUUACCUGUCCCCAGAGCCUUAGGUAUGGUGCAGGCUCUGAGGAAAGUCGGGUCACUGUGUGGGAACCACUCUGCCUGGCACCUGGGUACCCCAGGCCAGGUAAGGCUGAGGGCAGGUGAGAGGUGGGGUGGCAGACACGCAGAAGUGCCGCAGUGACAGGGUUGUCACUGCUCACUUGUAUCUAUUUACACCCAGAACUUUCCAGAUCUCCCCCAUCAUGCCUCCUUCUUCCUACCUGCCCUCUGCCUGCUGGUGCACCUCACCUAACUCAUUCUCACUGCACAGUUCACUUUAUUUAACAAUUUUAGUGUCCCCACCUCAUGUUUUCUCCUUUUCGGGGCCAAGCAUAGAUGAAAUAACUGGGAACUUCCCCUCUUUAUAAAGCUGGGCUUCUUUCCCAUCUCUCUUCCAAAUGUUGUAUCUCAGUAUUUUUCCUAUUCGAGUCUCCAGGGGGUGGCUGGACCUACGUGGUCAUUUGAAACAGGCCCCCCAAGCUGGAGUUUUUAAUCUUGACUCUGGCUUGCCGUGACCCCUAAGGCAAUGCUUCUCUUCUCCGGAUUCCUUAGUUAUGGGUCACAGUACUGUACUCUUAAUUGUUUUAGCUCUUAAAACAUAUGAAAUGUUGCCUAAACUGAAAAUAUUUAUAUCUUAUUUAAAAUCAGAUUUUUGUUUUUAGACUGUCUCUAGAUUUGGGGUUAUUACAAAUCGCUUCUUCCUCAGUAAACUUUGACUCAACUUCUCCUGCUGAAAAGAAGCUCGCUCCAGGAGAUGUCUGCUUGGGUCCUCAGCACUCUUGGCUGAGGACUCAAAGGUUUUAAUCAGGAGUAUCUAAAAAUGUACCUCGGUGAGGAGGCGCGGAUUUUGCCUCCUGUUGACCAGCCUGGUUUCAUAUGAAACGACACUGAAGGACUGCAGAAAUGUUGCGGGUGCACCAGGCCGAGGGAAGUGUGGCUGAGUGAGAGGCCUAUGAAGUGGGGCUGUGUACGUUUCAGCCUCAGCCCAUGCCAGGUGAAAGGAUGAGCAAUGCUCAGUCACCAUCAGGCUGGGACGACACCCGCUCUAUUGCCACGGAUGAGUAGCUGAGGUCAGUGUGCACAGACAGUUUUAAAUUAAGUUCAUAAUCUUUACAGCAGCUGGUCUGACAACUACGUGUGGUGCUUGGUUGUUUACAAUCAGUGGGGAAUAGGGCAGAACCAGUGCCCGGCCCCACGCUGCCUCUGUGGCCUGGACUUUGAAAGGAACCACUGAACCACUGAACACUAACGAGCCCUGUCUUUCCCCCAGAAUGCCUCCCUGGGUAUCACAGACAGCCUUGAGGUGGGUCCUCCUCAAGGUCAGCCUUCAGAUUUGGGAGCAAACUUCAAAGAAGGCAGAAGAAGAUACAUUGCCUUGCUGUGGCUGUCUCUUCUUUCCUCUUAUUGUGAGAAAUAUUUCAGAAGGUCAUUGAUGAAUUCCCCCUCUCAUUAGCACUGUGUGUGUGCACGUGUGUGCACAUGUGUGUGCUUCUGUGUUCCUGUGUAAGCAACAGAGCACACUCCUUGUCUUUUCUGUUCCUGUCACCAGGCUCUUGCUUCACUGCAGAUACGGUUCACUCCGAAAGUUAGUUGAGGGAGAGCAGCAAAAAUGUAUCAGGAGUUUUGCUUCUGUGUUUCACUAAAGCUUAUGGGGCUCUGACCCACUCACAUGGCCCCAGUUUUUUCUUUCUCUUCUGUUCCAAAGCCAGGAGAGCUGACUUCCAGGAGAAGGGAUGGGAAAAAGGGGACCCUCAUUGUAGUGGCUCCCGACCUACCUAAUAAUUUGUUAACUUGGGAACAUGCCAUCAUUGUUGACUUGUUCUUCCUUAGGAGAAGGACGGUUUUCACCCACCCUUUCUGUUCUAUGGUGGACUCUAACAGGUGCUAUAUGACCGAGAAUCUAGCUGGGAGUAGCAGAGGCCCUGUCUUCUGAAGUUUCACGUUUAGAAGUUACCACCGUGGGCUCAGAAACUGUCAUCUCCUGGUUCUAAGCUUGGCCUCUGGCAGCCCAGCCUCUAUCUUAGCUGUCUUCUCAGUGGUGCUGAGGGUGGUCUCAGUGAGAAGGCGGAUGCCAACUGGAGGGCAAACCUGUGUCCUUCCCACGUCCUCCUUGGUGGACGUUUCUCAGAGCUGCUAAAGGCCAUCCUGCCCAGCUGAGUUCUGAGAUGGGGACUGUGAUGCUGGGACCUGAGGGCUGGAUGGUAGAAUACUGGGGUCCCCCAGCUCUUAGGAAGAUACAGGCUAUUGCUCCCAUGGUCCUGACCCUGAGAACGUGGUAUGUAGGAGAGUUGGCUGUAGCUUUAGGAUUUCUGGAAGCCAAUUUGGCAUGGCCUGUUUGAUCUCUGUCUUGUGUUCCUGCUACACUGACAGACUGUGUGGCUCUUUGGAAACACCCAGGAAGGGGCUCCAGUCGGAGGAUCUUCCUGGCUAUGCAGCUGCACAGCUCUUAGGCAUCACGCAAAGGAUCAGCCAGACAAUGGUAGUGGGAAGAAGCCCUUCCUCCCCUUCCGCAAGCAGCUCUCGGCCAGCUCAGAAUCUCUUCUGCAGCCCCCAGGGCUUCUUGAAGCAGAGAACCCUCCCUGGUGUCUUCCCAGGAUAAGUAGAAAUAUCACAGAGCAAAGGCCUUCGGGAGUUGUGAGGCUGCAUCUGCUGGAGCAAAGAGAAACCCUGGGCUUUCUGUCCAGAUACUCUUGAGCUCUGUGACCCUGCUCCUGUCACCCCAACUUCCCCAAACCAGAGGUAGCUUUCUCAGAGCCCCUUGGGGGUUUUCUCCUCCAUGCUGCUGUUGGGGGCAGGCUUCCAGCUGUCAGUGGGCAGUGCACAUCCUCCUAAAUGCAGGCACUUGCCAGGGAGAAUGUGAGCUGGCAUCUUCUGUUCACCCUGCCUAGCAGUUGUCACCAUUCACAAAUGGCAUUAUUUAUAUUGUGCUGCUGUCCAGCUGCUAAGAACCCUUCAUCUGCACAAGCCCUGGCUAGAUAUGUGUGAAUAUGUGGCAUCUUUCCAUUUCUGCUGUCCUCUUCUAUCCCACCUCUGCAGCCAGAUUCAUUGGCUGAUGCUCACUGCUCACUAUCUAUCCCCAUGAAAUUUAUAGUUUUAUCAAUAGUCUUAAAGUGUUGAUCUCAAACAUGUAUAUUAGAAAAAUCAUGUUUCUUCUCUCUCUUCUCUCAUCUUACUUUUCUCUUCUCAGAUUUCUCUAUUCCUAGAACACAAUCUCUGUUUAACACCAAUGUUCACCUCAUAUUUUUUAGAAGUGCAAAAAGCUCAGUUUAUGUCUGUUUACAGCUCUCUCUCCUCACUUCUCACAGCAAGCAGGUCUGUAGCAGUGGAUUUUAUUUUGUAGCUGAUGAGAUGUUAAGGCAAGCCUCAGCAUCAGCCCCUGCUACGUUCACAGUGCUGCUUCCUCGAAGAGAAGCCACAGAGUCCAAGUGGCAGGACUUGAGGUUGGCUUCCAGUCUGCCUUAGAAGUUAAUUUUCCAAAGUACAUUACAAAUCUCUGAGGCCAUUAGGGGAAAAGGAAGGAGCGUGGUUUGUCUUUGAAAUUACGGUUAAUACUUUUCGACAAUAAGUCUGGCUGGUCGCAAGGCUGUUUGUCCCAGCAGCACCAGCCUAUGACAUCUCUUCCCUUUCCUUUGUGCCACCGAGUCGUUCCCUGGCCAGAGGACAUAAGUGGUGCUGAUAGGAGGCUAUCAGAGUGAGGAAGGUAGGAAAUGAGGGUGCAGGGUGCCUGUCAUUCACUGUGUUAUUUGGUUUAAAUCAAAGUGAUUCUGGGGAAGAUGUGUUCUUUCAGUGGGUAAUAAAAUCAGUAACUCUAUUGUAGAACAUGUCAAUCGAUGUGUGAAGAAAACAGAGCAUACAGUAGGUGUUGAUAACCAGACAGUACUGUGUACGUCACGUGGCUGCGUGGAUGUGCACUUCCAGCAUGGUGUGUGUAGAGAUGUGGCUCAUGCCAGAGCUCGUAGAGCCUGUUUUGGGUUUUGCACAUGGAUCAUAUGUUAAGCUUUUUCUUUUCAAUAAAUGAAUUUUAUUUUUUAUUUUUGA
Molecule: messenger RNA, 5736 nt
Organism: Cebus imitator (Panamanian white-faced capuchin)
Lineage: Eukaryota; Metazoa; Chordata; Mammalia; Primates; Cebidae
Gene: SLC36A1
Product: solute carrier family 36 member 1
Exons: 11
Coding region: 311-1633 (440 amino acids)
Biological process (GO): proline transmembrane transport; L-alanine transport; glycine transport
Cellular component (GO): vacuolar membrane
Molecular function (GO): L-alanine transmembrane transporter activity; L-proline transmembrane transporter activity; glycine transmembrane transporter activity
Source: RefSeq, a predicted model, not a curated record